Molecule: messenger RNA, 1568 nt
Organism: Anarrhichthys ocellatus (wolf-eel)
Lineage: Eukaryota; Metazoa; Chordata; Actinopteri; Perciformes; Anarhichadidae
Product: troponin I, fast skeletal muscle-like
Exons: 2
Coding region: 418-1005 (195 amino acids)
Biological process (GO): cardiac muscle contraction; skeletal muscle contraction
Cellular component (GO): troponin complex
Source: RefSeq, a predicted model, not a curated record
GAGACCUGUCCUCCUGUGUCCAUGCCGAGGAGCAUGCAGGAGCUGCAGGUACGUCCUGAAGAAAGACAUGGAGUCUAUUGUCAUCUAUUGCAACUUUUUUUCAGGGACGAUAUUACGUCGUUAAGCCAACAAAACCAACAGUCAGGUUUUAAAAACAGAUUUUGUGUCCCUGUACACAAAAGCAAUAGAUUGCACUUGGUGAGUACCGUGGUACUGGGCUCAUGCAGUCAGUUCUGAGCUCAGUAUCAUCAGUGAACAGUUUAUAUCGGCAGAUUAUUUACAGUAUUUAUUCCUCCAUAGAACAUGCAGUUACAGAGUCCUUAGCUUCAGUAGGUCGAUGUGUUAAUACAGACAUGUAUGUGGUGUUGAAGACGUUCAUAAUAGAAUGAACUGGCCUUUGAUUUGAGGGAACACGGGAUGUUUCUGGUCCACGGUGCGUCGUUCUGUCAUCGUGACUAUCUUGCUGCUGUUUGUGUUCAGGAGCUUUGCCGGGAGUUCCACCACAAGAUCGACGUGAUGGACGAGGAGCGAUACGACCUGGAUAUGAAAGUUAAUAAAGCCAACAAGGAGAUCGACGACCUGAAAAUCAAAGUUCAGGACCUGAUGGGUAAGUUCAAGAAGCCCGUCCUGAGGAAAGUACGCAUGUCGGCCGACGCCAUGCUGAAGGCUCUGCUGGGCUCCAAGCACACGGUGAACAUGGAGCUGAGGGCCAACCUGAAGCAGGUCAAGAAGGAGGUCAAGGAGGAGGUGAGGAAGUGGCCUCGUUUCAUAAAAAUAUCGUAUUUACUGAGACUUAGAGCUGAAAACGUGAGAUGUGUGUGGAGCGAUGAGGAGACCGAAACCUUCCUCACAUUAAUACCGGAAACAGAAAUGUCAUAUUUCCAUCAUGUCCACAUGGUUUUACAUAGUUUGAGCUUCUCUGGAGAAUUAGCAGCAACUCACAGCAGUGGAUGGAAACAGUUUUCUCGAGAAACCUGCAGAGUUCAUUCCAUUGUCUUAUUUUAAUCUAAUGUUUGAACCGUCCGGAUUAGAUGAAUUCUUCCUCCAAUGAUGUGAUUGAUCUUUGUAACUUCUUACACUCUGGAUUUGAUGUUUUCUAGACAUUGUGGGAACUAAAAAUCACAUUUAUUAUACCUUCAAUCUCAGAAACGUCUCCAGAGAAGGUUCCACACACUGUAGAGUGGUAGACCUGUUUUAAUGCCUUUAACACUAGUUUAACUUUUCUGAAUGAAAUAUAUUUCUGAGAAAGUCCUCACAAGUGGCCUUUUAUGUUCCACCAACCUUCCCUAACAGUAACUAUAUAGAUAUUAUACAGCAGAUUUAAACAAUUAUCGUUAAAAAGAUGGAGUCAAGCUGAACCUAACUAGUCCUUCAGUCUAAAGUAAGGUAGGACUGCUGAACCAGGGUUUUUUUCAGACCAUUAUCUGAAACUUUGAUAAACCCUCGUGGUCCAGCUCUGAUUUUGGGUCUGUGGUGUUUCAGGAUAAAGAGCUGCGAGACGUCGGUGACUGGCGUAAAAACAUUGAAGACAAAGCCGGCAUGGACGGGAGGAAGAAGAUGUUUGAGAC